Chrysoperla carnea is the source of this 1204-nucleotide messenger RNA. It is a transcript of the gene Fer1HCH, whose product is annotated as ferritin subunit. Gene Ontology annotation, molecular function: ferric iron binding; ferrous iron binding. Lineage: Eukaryota; Metazoa; Arthropoda; Insecta; Neuroptera; Chrysopidae. Gene Ontology annotation, biological process: intracellular iron ion homeostasis; iron ion transport. The coding region runs from base 161 to 832 and encodes 223 amino acids. The record is from RefSeq and is a predicted model, not a curated record. Gene Ontology annotation, cellular component: cytoplasm. The transcript is spliced from 3 exons.
GGACAAUUUGAUCCAAUCAAAAACAUAUUCCAUAUAAAAGAGUGAAACUUUUUAAGCAUUUAAAUAAUUAUUUAAUCACCUUCUGCGCCAGUGUGUGUAAAGGUGAAUCGUAUAAAACAUUUGCUCAUUCUAUAACCUAAAUUUUUUAAAGAGAAUCAAAAUGAGAAUUUUAUAUUUUGUUUUGCUUGUAUCAACUUGGUGUGCUGUUGCUUUUGCAGCUGAUGGAAAGCGGGCUAAAUGCUCACUUACACCACCUGUAUUUACAACAGCAUGGCUGGAUAUGGUUGACCCAUGUAUAAAAGCAAUGCGAAAUCAAGUUCGGGAAGAAUUAAAGGCCGCUAUUACAUAUAUGGCAAUGGCAGCACAUUUCGCAAAAGAUACAGUCAAUCGACCUGGUUUCAGUAAAUUCUUCUUUGAUGCUGCUACCGAAGAACGUGAACAUGCUAUUGCAAUCAUUAAUUAUUUGUUGAUGAGAGGCGAACUUACAACCAAUAUUCAUAAAUUAAUUAACAAUAGUUUUGUAGUACAACAAAACGAUUGGAAAGACGGUGAAACAGCCUUAAGAGCAGCCUUAGAAUUGGAAAUUCAUGUAACACGUAAAAUCCGUAACAUAAUCGAAGUAUGUGAACAACCUCCACCAAACGCUAAAGGUGAUUCAUACAACGAUUAUCACUUGGUUGAUUACUUAACUGGUGAGUUCUUGGACGAACAACUUAAAGGUCAACGUGAAAUUGCUGGUAAAAUAUCCACAUUGGGUAAAAUGGUUGGUAAACAUGGUGAUCUUGCUGAAUUCUUAUUCGACAAGAAAUUAUUGAAGGGUGAAGUUUUGUAAAAAGUGAUUUUUUUUAAAGAAAUUAAUUAUAUUACUUGUUAUAAUUUUCCAAUAAAAUUUCCACUGAAAUAACAUUAAGGAUUUUCAUUUAUUCAACCAACAUCUAUUUAUUAUAAAUACUGUAUCUAUUAGUUAUCUUCAUCUUUAUCAUUUAAAAUGAGAAAGUUAUCAAUAUUUACCGGUAGAUAAGGUAAAUGUUGGUUGAAUAAACUAAAAAGCGUAUGUAUUAUUACUACUAUUCAACUAUUUGUAAUGAUUACAGUAAAUUUUAUUAAAUUGUGAUGUCAAUUACAAAAUGAAAAACAUUUCACAUCUUUGUAAAAUUAUUUUAUUAUAGAUUAUCUUAGUUAAAUACAGAUUUUGUGAUUUGAA